Messenger RNA from Dendronephthya gigantea, 1722 nucleotides. RefSeq names its product UDP-galactose translocator-like. The coding region runs from base 30 to 1205 and encodes 391 amino acids. Gene Ontology annotation, biological process: pyrimidine nucleotide-sugar transmembrane transport. Gene Ontology annotation, cellular component: Golgi membrane. Gene Ontology annotation, molecular function: UDP-galactose transmembrane transporter activity. The transcript has 4 exons. The record is from RefSeq and is a predicted model, not a curated record. NCBI's taxonomy places the organism in Eukaryota, Metazoa, Cnidaria, Anthozoa, Malacalcyonacea, Nephtheidae.
GUAUCAAAUUCUGUCCAGCGGGUGCAACCAUGGCGGUGCCAACAGGGCAAAUCAGUGACAAUUUGGUCCUGAGACAAAAGCAUUUUGCGAGCAUAAGAAACGAUAUUUCCCCCUGUAAAUCAACCAAAAUGGAUCAUAGAAGACUUAUUACCGAUCCAAAUAAUACAAAUCGUUCUGGUUCCAAAGGAAUAUUUAACAUGAAGUCAAUGAGUUUAAUCAUUCUUACACUGCAGAAUGCCUCGCUCAUUCUGACCAUUCGAUACUCAAGGACGAUCGAGGGACCUCUCUAUUUUGCAACAACAGCUGUUGUCUUGGCUGAGGCCUUCAAGUUGGUUGCUUCAUUGCUAAUUAUUCUUGCUGAAUACAAAGGAAAUGUUGUAAAUUGGGCAUUAUUUUUGCACCAAUCAAUCAUUGGAAAUGCUGUGGAUACCCUGAAACUAAGCAUUCCAGCUUUAAUUUAUACCGUUCAGAAUAAUCUGCAAUAUGUUGCUAUUUCAAAUCUUGAUGCUGCAACCUUCCAGGUUACCUAUCAACUGAAGAUUCUUACAACAGCACUAUUCUCUGUGGUUAUGUUAAAGAAGACUCUUCAGAGAGGGCAGUGGCUUGCUUUAGUUAUGUUGUUUGUCGGUGUUGCAAUUGUACAGUUGCAACAUGGCAAAUUGCAUGCAAAACCAACAGACACACCAACACCAGGUCCUACACGAAAACAGUACCCAAUGGUGGGACUUUUGGCUGUUAUUGCUUCGACUCUUUGUUCUGGUUUUGCAGGUGUAUAUUUUGAGAAAAUUUUAAAAGGCACCAAGGCAUCUGUGUGGUUAAGAAAUGUUCAACUAGGCAUGUAUGGUAUUGUCAUUGGGUUAAUUGGAAUGUGGUUUAAAGAUGGAACAAAAAUCCAGGAAAGUGGGUUUUUUACUGGUUAUACACUUUUGGUCUGGUUGGUUGUGUUAAACCAAGCCUUUGGUGGACUGCUGGUUGCUGUCGUGGUCAAAUAUGCAGACAAUAUUUUAAAGGGAUUUGCCACAUCUUUGGCAAUAAUUAUUUCAUGUUUUGUCUCAGUAUUUUUCUUCAGUUUUCAGCUGAACUUACAGUUCAUACUCGGGGCAGGUUUAGUGAUCUCUGCUGUUUAUCUUUAUGGUAGAUCAGCUAUGGCAGCAGCACCACCACAACCUCAGAAAGUUACUAGUGGGCAUUCAACUAGGAUAUGAAUUUGUACAUAACCAAUUACACCAGAUUUUGUGUUUGCUAUUAUAUAGCAAUAAAAUUCAGCAAUCUUUCUUCUUUUAAAUUCAAUUUGUAUAAGAAUGCCCAUUAAAUAAUUAAGAUUAGGAUCAAAAGGUAAACUGGUCCGGUAUUACGUUUAGGAACGUAAUAGUGUGUAGUUUCUCACGAGUGAGUAUCUUAAAGACAGCAAAUUAGAGCGCAAUUUGUAAACUUUAAAAUACUUAUAUGAAUACGAAUGCAGACUGCUUUCGAGGCUCUAGCAUGUACAUGAAGGGUCGUGUGGGGGUAUAAUCCCUAUCAGCAGUGAUAUAACACAAGUAAAACGAUUUUUUGAUAAACCAUAGAGAAGAUUUCUUCUGGUUUGUCUAUGGAUAAAACAAAAAAACAUUCUAAAUGCAAUGCAAAGAAUGCAAAGGUACCUCGAUAGGCUGUGCACACGCUAUGUAAAGUACAAAAACAUGCACGAAUAAUCCUAACAUAUUAAUAAAUGAAAAUGUUUUC